GCAAUAUCGCAAGCACAGCAGGUGUUUUUGUGUUCGUUUGUUGUCAGUUUUAUAAAAAUAGUGUUUUAAUUAUAUUUUUAACUCUUAUUAUACGUUUUUAGUGCUUAAUUAACAAUGAGGAAACCUCUAUUAAGAUGACAAUACCCAGACUGAGAAAAUGAGAAAGUGGUCUUCAUUAUAGGUGAAAUAUCCAUAUUGCAGUCUUUUUGUGUUCACGUGACAACAUAAUAGUUGAGAAAUCAUCAUGAAUUUCACCCCAUUUGGGACAACAUUUACGGCGGGCGCGCUACCUGCGGGACACCAGUUCACCACAGCCAAGUUUGCCCAGCAGGUUGGCACCACUGCUGGUGGCCAGGUGGUGGGUCUACUUAGCUCGGAUGAGCAAGGUGUCACGUACUUGCGGCCCGUCGAUACUAAUGGGGCGGCAUUCACACUCAGUCUUCCGCAGGCCAGCGGCAAUAACUCUCAACAUAAUCAGAUAAUCGCCCUGCCAAUCAAUGUUCCCAGCAAGCCUGGCGACAUGGCUCAGCAGCAAACUCUGCAGAUACAAGUUGUCAAUCCGGCUAACAGUGCUGCCAGUGGAGGAGAAAAGUAUUCCUUGCCCCUCACUCUGCAGCAUUUCCAGCAGGGACAGGGUUGUGAAAACAUAGUGGUGGGUGUCAUAGACCCUAACUCAAUUUCUACAUCAGGAGGUAUAAAGAUGAUUACUCUGGCUUACAAUACAGCACAAGGUGGAACAGAUGGACAUAGUUUACAUUUACAGUUGCAGCAGACGGACGAGAAUGGGGAGGUGCACCAGGACCAGGAACAGCUGCAACAACAUGAGCAACAACAGCACGAUAAUAAUAACACAAGCAGUUCUGGUUCGCAGACACAGCCAAUGCACUGUGAGGAGAUGGUGAGUGUGGUACCCAUGGUGCUACCCGAUGUGAAGCCAAUGCUGAGCGAGGGAGAGGGCACCCAGGCAUAUCCAGUGGCAGUGGUCGCACAGAUCGCCCCUGAACUGAUAUCUGUACGGCAAGAGGACUUAGAGGUGGACAAGGAUGGUCAACCGAAGGAGAAGGAUAAGCAGGACAACGGGACGGAGUACGCGACGUGGCAGCCUAACUCAGCAGUGGCCGACUACUUCAACCGGCUUGGCAACCAGCACCCGCUCAAUAUCCACCAUUUUCUCAAGUUCUCUGCGGAAACAAUCAAACGUGAACAAGCUAUUGAGAGUAGCCCACUCAGCACGGCCGCAGAGAGCGAGGAGACAACUGUGGACAUGCAGCAGACGCAGGAGGAGCAGGUGGAUGAUCCCAUCAACCCAGAAAAUCAAGAGGCCAAAACGAAGAAAAAGAAGAAGUACAAGAAGAAGGCGCCCAAGCCACGGCGGCCGAGGCCUGGACAGGUCCACAUAGCCACUGCACUUGAUGGCACCACUCUCUUCUGCUGUCCCGAGUGUAAUAUGGCCUAUCCAGACAAGGAACUGUUGGAACAACACCUCGUCGCUCACAAGAUUGAGCGCAGGUUCAUAUGUGACAUAUGUGGUGCCGGGUUGAAACGUAAGGAACACUUAGAGAGGCACAAGUUGGGACAUAACCCCGAGAGGCCUUAUAUCUGCAGUGUAUGUUGUAAAGGCUUUAAGCGCAAAGAACAUCUUAAUUUACACUUUGUGAUCCAUUCGGGGGAGAAGACCGAAGUAUGUCCAGAAUGCGGUAAAGGGUUCUACCGGAAAGACCACCUCCGGAAACAUGCCCGAAGUCACCUGGCCAAACGAGUUAAAGAGGAACUUCAACAGGCUGGUGGAGCAGUACUACAAACGGGGCCAGAGGAUGACAGCCCAAACACCGUGAUAUUGCCGUCUGCAGCCGAGACUCAUCCGGUGGCCCUGGUACAACAUCACCCACAGCAUUGACCUACACAUGUGGUACAGUCUGCGGAAGAAAGGUUCUGAGACUGUUGCCUGCCAUCCACGGAGGACCGAACGCCAAAGUGUGGUGUGUGCGUGUUAGUGCGUGCUAGUGUACGUGUGUCUGGUGGCUUGAGGUUUUACUGCUUGACAACACAACGCAAUUGGCCUGACAAAUUCGGUGGUGGGGCAGCCCAACAUAUUAGUAUGUUUAGCUUUAUUUUGCUGGCCUCACCUUUUUGUAAUAUUAUUUAUAACUAAGUAAUUGUUACAAUAGUUUUCCUUAUUUUUUGAACAAGUUUUUUAUAUAUAUUUUAUCUGCAUACCUCUUAAUAUAAGUAAAGUUACAAUCCCAAUGCAUACAAAGUAGGCUUACAAUUUUGUCUAAAUUUUAACUGAACCUUUUUGUAUUGAAGAUGGAUUACAAUAUUUUCAAGAUUUAAUUCAUAAAAAGUUUACUCUGUACAAGAGGUAUGAUUUUUAAAAUCAAUUUUGGUACAGAACACAAUAUCUUUUUAAAUAUAUAUUUUUAAACUGAACGUCCUCUU
Homalodisca vitripennis (glassy-winged sharpshooter) is the source of this 2439-nucleotide messenger RNA. Its product is annotated as zinc finger protein 350-like. NCBI's taxonomy places the organism in Eukaryota, Metazoa, Arthropoda, Insecta, Hemiptera, Cicadellidae. Gene Ontology annotation, cellular component: nucleus. The record is from RefSeq and is a predicted model, not a curated record. Gene Ontology annotation, biological process: regulation of transcription by RNA polymerase II. Gene Ontology annotation, molecular function: DNA-binding transcription factor activity, RNA polymerase II-specific; sequence-specific DNA binding.